UACUAUCACAUGGCAUAGCACGCUUUGUGCAAUAUACAUUUCGGUGUAGAAAUAAACCUCUAGUCUAUGGCGUCUGCUCCUGCCGACCUUUAAUCAAUAUCAAUAUAAUCUAUAAUGAGUAUCACAAAAUAUACAAAAGUAUUAGGGGCGUUUCACAUCACAAAACGAAUACUUAGCCAGCGAUGUUUAUUUACAAAUAUGAAAAACGAUAUAAAACAGUAUGACAUUUUCUUAAGGAAAUAUCGUCCAUUCCUAUCGCAAAAGAUACAACUGAAAGAAAUAAAUACUAUAACUCGUGGUUAUGCAUUUAAAAAGAAAGAUAAAUAUGAGAAAAUCAUAGGAUCCUGGUUGCUCACAUGUGGCGGCAUGGUUUUCGUAGCAGUUGCUUUAGGAGGUAUAACAAGACUUACAGAAUCAGGUUUAUCCAUGGUCACUUGGAAUUUGUUAGGAGAAAAAAUGCCUCUUAAUGAAACACAAUGGCUCUUAGAAUUUGAACGUUACAAACAAUUUCCCGAAUAUAAAAUAAGCAACUACAAUAUGACAUUGGAGGAGUUCAAGCGUAUCUGGUGGAUGGAAUAUUUACAUAGAAUGUGGGGACGUUUGAUUGGCAUUGUAUUUAUAUUUCCAGCAUCGUGGUUUUGGUUCAGGGGUGUACUGAAUAGCAAAAUAAAAAAACGGGUUGUUGCCCUAGGCUCGUUAAUUGGCCUGCAAGGACUUAUGGGAUGGUACAUGGUUAAAUCUGGGUUAGAGGAUCGUUUUGUAGAACCUGCUGAUGUACCACGAGUGUCGCAGUAUCGGUUAACUGCGCAUCUUGGAUUGGCAUUGCUUAUAUAUACCGGAUUUCUUUAUAAUGCGCUGGAUUACUUGAUACCGGCUCAAAGGCCAAUUACUGAUCUUUCUACUAAAAUUGCAAAUAACGCAAUGAAAGCAAUAAGAUUUAAAAGAUUGGUUUACAUGACGAAAGGAUUGAUUUUCUUCACAGCCCUGUCAGGUGCUUUUGUAGCCGGAAUGGAUGCUGGCCUAAUUUACAACACUUUUCCAAAAAUGGCCGACAAAUGGAUACCUGAUGAUAUAUUUGCCAUAUCUCCUACAUGGAGAAACUUCACGGAGAAUCCAACCACGCUUCAAUUCGAUCACAGAAUUCUGGGAAUUACUACCAUAGCAUUGAUAACUUAUUUGGGUCUCGUGUCGCGUAAACAUAAACUUCCUGGUCGAGGAAGACAAGCAAUAGUUGUAUUACUUUGUACUGGUUAUCUUCAAGUACUUCUAGGCAUAUCAACUCUGUUGUAUUAUGUUCCUAUAACACUGGCUGCCUCUCAUCAAUCUGGUAGUCUUUUCCUUUUAAGUACUGUAAUUUGGCUAUGUCAUGAAUUGAAGUAUUUAGGAAAAUUUGUUAAAUAAGUUUAUCUAUAAAAUACGAAUAAAAUAAUUGAACAUU
Dinoponera quadriceps is the source of this 1438-nucleotide messenger RNA. Its product is annotated as cytochrome c oxidase assembly protein COX15 homolog. The coding region runs from base 115 to 1401 and encodes 428 amino acids. Gene Ontology annotation, biological process: heme A biosynthetic process. Gene Ontology annotation, cellular component: mitochondrial inner membrane. The transcript has 6 exons. The record is from RefSeq and is a predicted model, not a curated record. Lineage: Eukaryota; Metazoa; Arthropoda; Insecta; Hymenoptera; Formicidae. Gene Ontology annotation, molecular function: oxidoreductase activity, acting on NAD(P)H, heme protein as acceptor.